CAAAUUGACAGUCUAACUUACAAUCAUCACACUGAGGGAAUCCAUACUCGCGUGCCUUUCUCUUCCUUUCUUCCUUCCCCAGCGAAUCCUUUUUAUGAGCUCCUAGUUUCUAGACAGCAAGGCUUUGGCCCUUCACACGAGACCCCAUUAUAUCGCGAGAAGUCGUUCGAGGAAGAGCCCUUCGCCAGAUCUAUUCUCGAAACUAGCUCAUGCAUAUCCCAGAUUAUUGGUGCCAUAGGCCAGACACUCAACCAGAUGAUUGCUGCCAUGAUCUUCAUCAUCGGCGCCAUCACUGGAACGAUCUCUCUCAUCGGGACGGCCGUCUUCUACUGGCCUCCACCAUGCCCAAGAGACGUGGCACACAUCCCACGAUCAACGCUCUUAAAAGAGAUGGACUAUAUCGGGUUCUUGCUGUAUACCAGCGGUCUCGCGAUGCUCUUAGCAGGCUUGUACCAGGGAGGAAACACUCGCAAUUGGAGAACUAUCGAGGUCAUUGUCCUCAUCGUUCUGGGAAUGUUGCACCUUUGUCACUGGCUUUUGUACUAUGCUGUAACAAGCGUGAUUCCACAGCAGCUUUUGCAUCUUUUCUCCACAGACCUCAUCAGACUUGGCCUGCUUCAGAUUGCUUCUGGGGCCGGGGGUGUCUUCCUUCCAAUUUCUGGCCACCGUGCCAUUCUCGUGGAUCACUGUUGCCUGCUAUACCACAGUCUCUUUGCACAUCCCUCAUCGAGACCUUGGUGCUGCACAAGGAUCGCAUCGAUCCGUUUGCUAGGCGGUGCGAUUGGCAGCACGAUGUUGAACAUUAUCAUCGACGCGAAAUCAAGACAAACUCUGCCAAGCUACAUCUCCCAAGCCGUGUUACCGUUGGGGUUUCCUGCCAAAGAGCUCCCUGCGCUCAUUGCCGCCAUGUCCGAAGGCACGACAGCUUUCCAGGGACCUGGAGCAACGCCAGUCAUCCUCGCUGCUGCGUCGAGUGCGAGCAGGAAUGCAUGGUCCUACGCCUUCCGCACGGUUGAGUACUAUUCUAUUCGGCGUGAGUGCGACUUGUGUUGCAUGCUUCGUUGCCGAUCCAUCAAAAUAUUUCACGCAUUAUGUCGCGAUUCACCUUGA
Rasamsonia emersonii CBS 393.64 is the source of this 1110-nucleotide messenger RNA. RefSeq lists its product as uncharacterized. NCBI's taxonomy places the organism in Eukaryota, Fungi, Ascomycota, Eurotiomycetes, Eurotiales, Trichocomaceae. The annotation marks the transcript as partial. Gene Ontology annotation, biological process: transmembrane transport. The record is from RefSeq and is a predicted model, not a curated record. The transcript has 7 exons. Gene Ontology annotation, molecular function: transmembrane transporter activity.